AUGUCGCGCGCGGGAACAGCGACUUUCUCCGCAGCCACCGCCCUUGAAACAGAACGUGGCAUCGAUUCCGCAUCGUCUCCCGCUUGGGAAGAUGAAUCAUCGAAUUCCUGCGCGAAUGACCUACUACAUUGCGAGGAUGUCGACGCACCUCUGUCUGGAUCUGGGCACCUCGACGAAAAGUGUUGGAUGUCAAGGCUCCGAGAUGGCGAUCGAGCAAAGAUCACUGGUCAUUUCUGCUCUGCGAAGGGAAGAGGACGUCGAUGGCGAUCGGACAGGUUCCUCCCGCGAUCGACUCACAGUCGAGCACGAAUUUUGGCCGCAUAUCCGCAUCCUCUCCGUGCAAGUUGGAAGUCGCAAUCGGGACCCGUGACGACUCGGAACUGCGAGCGCGGAAAAUGUUCGGUCACAAUUCAGGGACCGCAUUUGGGCUGCGGGCUGAAGCCCGCAGGAGCUGUCGAAAAGCACGUCCUGUCGAAGCGUAGAGCCUACGGCGAAUUCCGAGAAGACGACAAUGUUUCGCUUGAGCUAUGCAUGGCGGUGGUUACGAGAAUCAGGUCGAAUGUUUGA
Molecule: messenger RNA, 567 nt
Organism: Marchantia polymorpha subsp. ruderalis
Lineage: Eukaryota; Viridiplantae; Streptophyta; Marchantiopsida; Marchantiales; Marchantiaceae
Source: the annotation of a GenBank genome assembly